UAAGAGGAGAAAAUGAAAAGGCCUCGCUUAUUAUCCUUGUAAGAACUGGUGGGUGUAGAUAACCGAGCGAGGGUCAGGUCUUAUUAUUCCUACGGUGAAUCUAAUCCACUCUACAAAUAUUCACCAAAACCCAUAUUAAAUUUGUUUCACAAAGUUUCAGAGAUUCUUUAAAGUAAGCCUUCUUUUUUCCUUUUUUCUUUUUUUGUGGGUACCCCUCUCUCUCUUAUUCGCAAGAACAUGCAGCAAUUGAAGUACUGAGCGGCUUUUACCUUCCUCUUCAUAUUCUUUUGUGUGCUUAUUGUAUUUGGCAUAACGGGUUUGGUUCAUUGAUGGGUUUCGCAGCCCGGAGGCUCCUUCUGAAUGGGUAUAGCUUGGAUUCUUAAUUCCUUUUCCACUUGAACGUUUAUUACGAUUGUUGUUGUUACUGGUUGAAGGGAUUUUCUGGGAAAUGGAGCUUAUUCUUUUAUGGGUUUGGCUUACAGAUUUCUCUCAAUUAGGAUAUUUCUCUUUCUAUUUGGUUUAGGACCUUGGAGGUUUAGGAGCUUUUUGCAUUGUUGAGGAUUUAGACAUUUCCUUUUUUUCCAACUUCAGUGAAAUCUUUGAGAGUCCGAUCCCAAGAACUAAGACAAGAAAACCUGUUUUGUCGGUUUUAUUUACCUGGAAGUUGUUCUUAACUGGAGUUUGAUCUCGUAAUUAUUUAUUACCUCCCAUAGUUUAAAGGGUUCUGAUUCUUAAGCGCAGGCAUUAUUUAUUUUAUUUUUUUUUUGAUUGGGAUUCAUGGAAAUGGUUGGUGUUGGGUACUUGAUGCUGAGAAUUGAGGCAAAAGGGAAAUUUUGCUUGGUGGAGUUGGGGUAGUGUUUUCUUUUUCUUCUUCUGUAGAAGGGAGAGCAGAAAUGGAUUUGUGGCUUGUUGCAGCAGCAGCUGGUGCUGGAUAUUUGGCCAAGUAUUGGCAGAAUCUUUCGGGGGAUAAGAGUAGCUUGUCACGAUUGUGUUCUGGGGAUCCAAAUUUUGGAAAAUCCGAGUCACCAGAUUAUCCUUUCCGCAGAUUGGAUAGUAGAAAGAAACUAAGAGACCAUGUUUCUUCAGAUAGGACAGUUUCUGAUAAGGAACUGUCCGAUCUUAACUCGUUAGAUGCUAUUCAAGCAACAGAAGUGGCUUCUACUAGUGGAAUCCAAAGUGAAAAGCUUGGAAGCUUGCGAAAUUACCAGGAUUUUAAUGUACUUUCCAUAUCAAAUUUACAGACUGGAUUAUCAGGGAAUGAAGACCUUCAAGAGGGUGGAAAUAGGUUAACUGGUGAUGUUACUGAUAAUCACGAUGAUUUGUUAGCUUCUACUGGAGAAAUGGGUUCUUUUACUGGCCCUAUGAUGAAUAGAAGCUCUCUUAGAAGCAGACGCUCACAUGUGCAUUUCAUUAAACCGGUAAGUUCUUUGGAGAGUUGUGUUAUGGCUCAAUUAUAUAAGGAACAUGCUGAAAUGAAAGAGUAUGUGCUUAGUGCUCUUCCUUCGCCAUCCGCACCUACGUUGAGGUCAUUGUUUGUGACUGAUGGGAAUAAGAUAAUCAACAGAGCAAAUGACAAUUUAUACGGGGUGAAAAGUAAGCUACAUAAGGAUACCUAUUUACAGAAGAAUGAGAUUGUCUGUGGGGUUCCUCCACUACCAGAAUUGGCUUCUUUGGAUAUUGGCAAGAAGAUGCAAACAAAAAGAGGAAAGGGCGGGACUGGAAAAUUGGGCAGUAAGAGUAAGAUGGCCAAUGGAAAACACUUCCUUUCUCAAGGUGGUACUGAUUCAUCAGAAAAAGCAAUUUUAUUAUGUCUUGGAAUUUCUAUUGGCAUAAUAUCAUCUUUUGUGGCAAACAAAAGAGAAGUUGACAAGUUGAAAGAUUUAUUGAAGCAGACUGAGAAUUUAGUUCAAGAUCUUCAUGAGGAACUUGAAAUGAGAGAUUCAUUGACAGUGAAGGAGCUAGUUAAUGAGAAUUAUGACUCACAGGAUACAUGUGACAAUCCCAUUCAUGAAAGGACACUGAAUUUGUUAUCCUCUGAACAAAAUAUUGGUAAUUCUCCCAAAUACAAUGGUAGAGAUUCAUAUUAUCAAAAAGCAGAGGAGAGUUCAGAAUCUUUGAGUAAAAUUGAGGCAGAGCUUGAAGCUGAAUUGGAGAGAUUGGGGGUCAACGUGAAUGCAUCUGCUUUGCAGAGAAGAUUGCCCGAUCUUGUUGAGCUUGACCCAGAAUUUGUAGCAGAUUUUGCUCAGGGUGAGUUGAGAGUUGACAUGAUCAAGGGACAAGCUGUUGACCAACCAAAGUCAAAUCCAGAUGAGACCGACCCUUCCACGACUUGUCACUCUGGAAACUAUGCAGUCUCUCCCAGAGAGCUUAGCUUGCGUCUGCAUGAAGUUAUCCAAUCGAGGCUCGAAGAACGUAUCGAUGAGCUUGAGGCAGCUCUUCAAAACAGCGAAAGGAAAGUACAUCUCAUGGAAUCUGAACAUAAAAAUCGGAGGGAGUUCUCAAACAAUGAAUUAAGAUGGUCAUCGAGUCGAGAAAAUUCAUUUUCUAAAGAAGAAUGCAUAACCAUGACCCAGCCUAUAGUCAUGAAUUUAUCAGGAGAAGCUCUUGAUGCAUAUAAUGAAGCUUACGAAGAGUUGAUGAAGACAAGUGAGUCAGAAGAAGAGGAUUCACCUUGCAGGGUUUAUGAAAACAUUCUGGGCUCGCAUUCCCUAGGUUGUGUCAUGUUCGAGAGUCAAAGCGAAAGGAUAAAUGCCUCAAUGCCACAUUCUGCAAUCAUUAAAGAGAAAUCAUUAGGUGAGUUACUUUCCCACAGCUUAAGAAUGCCAUCGGAAGAACAAAUUUCCUGGGUUCAAAAAUCAAAUGACAGUUCAGAUAGUAGAGAUGAAAUUAGUGAUUUUGAUGAUGAAAUGGAGAAGGAAUUGAUAAAGCAGAUUGUUGAGAAAACCAAGAAAGGGUCUCCUGUAGUUUUGAACGCCCAAAAGCUGUUGUUUUCAGUGGAUGAACAUGAGCAUUAACAUGAAACAAAAAUUGGUUUUUGCAGUGUAUAGACCAUGAAAGCAAUAUUUAUCCAAUUUCAUACAAGUAAUCUAUUUCUUUAUUCUUUA
Ziziphus jujuba (common jujube) is the source of this 3104-nucleotide messenger RNA. RefSeq lists its product as uncharacterized. The transcript is spliced from 4 exons. Lineage: Eukaryota; Viridiplantae; Streptophyta; Magnoliopsida; Rosales; Rhamnaceae. Gene Ontology annotation, biological process: asymmetric cell division. The record is from RefSeq and is a predicted model, not a curated record. Bases 894 to 3014 code for a protein of 706 amino acids.